AGAAGACGGGGCUAUGAGAUCCACCUGGCAAGGGAAGGCUGGUCGCAGCCCACUCCAGGCCCUGUACGAGAGUGAUCAGUUUGAACAGUCAUCACUGCAGGCGGUUCACCAGCAGAGACGGGAGCUGUUGAGCAACAUCUGCAACCGUUACACCCGCAAGCGGCGUCUCCUGCGGCCGGAUGACUUGCGGCACUUGGUUGUGGAUGAUACGCAUGGGCUGCUCUACUGCUACGUGCCCAAAGUGGCCUGCACUAACUGGAAGCGAGUGAUGAUGGUCCUGACGGGGCAAGGCAAGUACCGGGACCCACUGGAAAUCCCCGCCAACGAGGCCCAUGUCUCAUCCAACCUGCGCACCCUCUCUGAGUAUAGCAUCCCUGAGAUCAAUCACCGCCUGCGCAGCUACCUCAAGUUCAUCUUUGUGCGCGAGCCCUUUGAGCGCCUGGUCUCAGCAUAUCGCAACAAGUUCACUCGCAGCUACAACACGGCCUUCCACAAGCGCUACGGGACCAAGAUCAUCCGGCGGCACCGGCAAGAGCCCAGCGACAAGGCCCUGGAGCGUGGGGACGACGUGCGCUUCGAGGAGUUCGUCUACUACCUGCUGGAUCCCCGGACGCAGCGGGAGGAGCCCUUCAACGAGCACUGGGAGCGGGUGCACUCACUUUGCCACCCCUGCAUCGUCCACUAUGACGUGGUGGGCAAGUAUGAGACCUUGUCUGAAGAUGCCAACUACAUCCUCCAGCUGGUUGGGGCCGACACAAGUGUCAAGUUCCCAUCUUCAUCCAAGACUACCAGGACAACGGACGACAUGACAGCCCAGUUCUUCCAGGACAUUAGCCCCUUCUACCAAAGGAGACUCUUUAAUUUAUACAAAAUGGACUACUUGCUCUUCAAUUACUCCAUCCCCUCGUACCUCCGCAUCCGAUGA
Molecule: messenger RNA, 925 nt
Organism: Balearica regulorum gibbericeps (East African grey crowned-crane)
Lineage: Eukaryota; Metazoa; Chordata; Aves; Gruiformes; Gruidae
Source: RefSeq, a predicted model, not a curated record